Molecule: messenger RNA, 909 nt
Organism: Desarmillaria tabescens
Lineage: Eukaryota; Fungi; Basidiomycota; Agaricomycetes; Agaricales; Physalacriaceae
Exons: 8
Coding region: 1-909 (302 amino acids)
Source: RefSeq, a predicted model, not a curated record
AUGAAUAUUGAAUGGGCGGUGUCCUCCGGAGUAAGAUGUGGGACUGAACUGAGCUGGGUCCUUAGCCACGUAAGGAUCGACGCCACCAAAAAGGUUCGCGGAACAAUAUCGAUAUGGAAUCGGAGUCAGACAGUAUCCUCCUUGGUCAUCCCCGCUUCAUGGGUUCUCGAGUAUCAUAGUCGAUACAUGUCUAACCCUAAUAAACUCCAACUCUGGUCUAUGCAAGGGUUUGUCACACCAGCUAUCCUUCGGGGAAACCAAGAAUACGAGCGGCAGGAUCGGACUGGUUUUGAGAAGCGGAUGCGUGACAGUGUCAAGGAGAUGCUCAUAGGGCCGCGCGGACGAAUCCUCCUCUAUUCGAACAGAUGGGAUUCAGAACUACGGAGGAAAGAGAGUAAAACCAAGGCGCAACCUGCGGCCCCAACGAAGGGGGGAUGUGAGGUGGUUAUGCUCACCAGCACAGAAAAGAGGUUAGAACAUGGCUCGGAAAUGGCUAUCCCUAUCCGACAACACCGAGGUGUAGGGUACAACCCUCCUGCUGGAAAACCCAUCGCGCCACCUCCACCUAGCUGCAAACCUUCCGACCAACACCGACGCAAAGCAGGAAUUGAGAGUGAAAAGUAUGACGAGACAUCCCUCCAAGUCGACAUUCUGAGCCAAGGACCUGACCGAGUGUGCUACGAAAAAUGUGAAUGCCAAAGUGGCACCCACUGGCGAGGACACACGUUAUCCAUCUGGUCACACGUAGCUCCGACUCCGAGGAACGAAAGAAUUGGGCUCUUCGUAGAGAGAAAUUCACAUUCUGGAGUGAGCAUCAUUGCAGGGAAGGUCAACUUGUCUGCUCUCCCAACUGUAUGGGAUGAGAGAGCGCCAAAGGUACCACUUCGUCGAUUGAUGCACGAACAUUGA